AUGGCGGUGGUGAAAAUCGAAGAUUUCGAUGAGCGCACUGCUUUUCUAGGAGACUACGGCCACUUUCAGAUCCUCAUUAUAGUUCUGCUAAGCUUAAGUGUAGCCUCGUGUGGGUACAUGGGAGUGAUUGUAGUUUUUGUAUCGGAUACACCCGAUCAUCACUGCAAAGUAUCGAUCAACUUCACGCGCAACGGCACAGGUGUUGAGCGCGCGAGUAGCUGGAUCGGACCUGACGGCUGUUCCCGGUACAAAGUAACCGGAAAUGAGACAGAGCGAUGUGUGGACGGGUGGGAGUUCAGCACGGAGAGAUACAGCUCUACUAUCGUGUCUGAGUGGGAUCUGGUGUGUGAAAAUGCCUGGAAGGUCCCCUUUUCCACCUCCUUAUUCUUUGUAGGAGUGCUGAUCGGAUCCCUCACAAGUGGUCAUUUAUCAGACAGGUUUGGCAGGAAGCCGGUGUUUUUUGUCGCCUUGUUCCUACACGCAGUCGCCAUCCUGAUCCAGGCCACCUCCAUUGACUGGGUGAUGUUCUGCAUUCUCAGCUGUGUGAGAGGAAUCAGCCAGAUAUCCAUUUAUGUCACGUCAAUAGUACUGGGCUCGGAGAUGCUGAGCCAGUCCGCUCGACUCAGCUACACUGUGAUGGGCCACAGUGUAGCUUUCGGCCUCGGGUACGCCUUACUGCCACUCGUUGCUUACUUCACACGGGGCUGGAGAAUGCUGCUGGUUGCUGGUGCUAUCCCCAGCCUCUUAUUUCUUCCAGCCUGGUGGGUGAUUCCCGAGUCUCCACGCUGGCUCUUGCAGAAAGGUCGGGUGAAGGAGGCUGAACUUGUGAUACGUAAUGCUGCCAAGAAGAACAGAGUCUCUGCCCCUGAGGUCAUAUUCACAGCUGGGGAGUGCUUGGAGCUGAACAGUGAAGAGGAGCAUACAUACACAUAUCUGGACCUGAUACGGACCCCUAAUAUGAGGAAUAUUACAAUUCUAGGUGUUAUCAUAUGGUUCUUAGUCACCAUGGUCUACUUCGGCAUCUCUCUCAAUACGAGUAACCUACAUGGAAACAUCUACCUCAACUGCUUCUUCUCAGCAACCAUUGAAAUCGUGGCAUCAGUGGCCACAUGGCUGCUGGUGGCUCAUGUGCCUCGACCCACCCUCGUCUCCUCUGCGAUGAUAUUCUGUGGCAUCCUGCUUCUGAUCAUUCAGCUGGUUCCUGAAGACCUGCCUGUCAUGUUCCAAGUGUUGGCAUUGGUGGGAAAGAUGGGUGUGUCUGGCGCAUACACCUUCAUUUUUGUGAUUUUCACUGAGCUGCUCCCGACCGUGGUUAGAAACAUGGGCUUAGGGGUUGUAUCCACCGCUGCACGCAUAGGCUCCAUAAUUUGUCCUUUUGUUAUCUAUGCAGGUGUUUACAACAAGAUCCUGCCAUACAUUAUCUUUGGCACAAUCAGCCUCAUGGCUGCUGCUUUUAGCAUGCUGCUACCAGACACCAGAAACAGCAGACUUCCAGACCUGAUCUGCCAGGCCAAACCAAUCAGAAGGUAUGGCAUACUUCAGCUGUCUGAAGGAAACGGCUUCAGUCCAGUUAGACACAACGGCUGCAAAUAG
Cheilinus undulatus (humphead wrasse) is the source of this 1593-nucleotide messenger RNA. RefSeq names its product solute carrier family 22 member 5-like. Lineage: Eukaryota; Metazoa; Chordata; Actinopteri; Labriformes; Labridae. Gene Ontology annotation, cellular component: membrane. Gene Ontology annotation, molecular function: transmembrane transporter activity. The coding region runs from base 1 to 1593 and encodes 530 amino acids. The record is from RefSeq and is a predicted model, not a curated record. The transcript has 10 exons. Gene Ontology annotation, biological process: transmembrane transport.